GAAACGCCCUCUGCAUAGUUUUGGCCAAAAUUGGGAAGUGAAAGGUGAAAUUUCCAUAAUCGGGGCUUUUUCAUUACUCUCAUCUAAAAUCUCAAUGACUCAAUGGAUUUGGAAGGUUGUGAGAGAUAGACUUUUCUGAGAUGGCGAAACCAGAUUUUCCGCGGGCUACCCCAACACCUGCCAUUCCACCUAGCCCUGUGUCUGUCAAAGGGCUUGAUAAAGGACAGCUAUCCUUGAAGAGUAGCCCGUACUCAUCAAACAACAAGAGAGCACUCAACCAGAGUGAUGUGAUCAAUGGUCUUAACAUCCACUAUAAAAAGCUAGGCUCAGCUAAAUCACGUAUUGAUGCAGGAGUUCCAAAAUCAUGGACAUCAAGUACAAUAAAGCGGGACCAGUUAAAGCGACAAGCCAUGGAAAAGCAGAGAAAGAAGUUACAAAGUGCCAAGAAAACUUCUUCAUCUAGGCCUGCUUCAAGGAAUACAACAAAUGACCCUGAUUUAAAAUUACGUAAAAUCAAAUUUGGAGCAACAGUACUGAUUCGCAAGGACUUGGAUGAAGACCUUGCCAAGUAUGGAAUCUCUGAUCCGCGAGGUCCUCGGAACGCUUCUAUGACCCCUCAACCGUACCGCCCCCGCAGUGCAUACUCAGACGUGAACAGGCCACACACCAGCCAAUCACACAACUACAAUUCAAACCAAUACAGGAACAAUAAGAACGCCGACAUGCAAGGCUCAAUGACUCUGGACUACCAAAGCCGAACACCAAGAAAGGAAUCAGCGGACAUUCUAGACAAGCGAGCAGAUAAGUUUACAGAGUCGCGGAAGCUGUUCACUCCAAGAACUUUAAAGACGGGUGCCACUUCAAGACUUGCUCAAUCUAAGAACUAUAAUGCACCGAAGAGGAAAGGAGGUGCUAAGGAACUUAAUGAAACUGGAAGGUCAGAGAGAGAACUACAGUGGAAUGAAAGCAAUACAAGAACCCUACAUUCCAGAGAGCAGCUUGAGGAGCUAGAAGAGCGAGAUCGACGAGAGAACGCCCGUCUCCAGAGGGCCGAGGAUCAUCUAAGAUGGGUGGAAGAACAAGCUAUGAGGAUCCAGUCUCUAGAACUCGAAGGGGAGGAGGAUGAGAUGGGACCGAUGACGUCGAGUCUCAAGCCGUCCAGAAAAGGGCCUCGACAGCCUCCUGGUGGAACUCAAGAUUUGAAUGUUAGCUACGGAAAUCAGUCACUCAGGUCAGAACUUGCUUCCAUGACAUACAGAACACCAGAACAAGUAUCAAAGCGGAUGCAAGAAGAGGAGGAAGAAUUGAGAUACCUGGAGUUUGUUACUGAUGUAACCAAUGAUGUUUUGAACAGAGGCAUCUAUACAAACACAGUCCUGAAGCAAGUCUUUGAAUCACAUAUAGACAAGAAUAAAGGCAGACUAGAUGAGGGAAGAAUGAGGCAUUUGAUGACUCAACUCAAAGAAGACCUAGCAAUUCCAUCUGCAGAUGAUAUCGGUGAUGGGACGUGACCCUGUGACCUUUGAACCCCCAACAAAAUAUCUUGCAAUACUAAUUUCUUAUUCAUAAUCAUCUGUCCGUGAUCAUGGGAUAUACCUAUGAAUUAUAUUUCAGUCUGGAUAUCAAUAUUAUUAUCUAGAAUAGAUUUAAUGGGACAGAGUACUUACACUGACAAAAAAAAUGUGUUAUUUCAAACAAUUUGUAAAGGGGCUAUUACACCUGGUGGGUAUUUCAUAAAGCUGUUCGUAAGAUAAGAGCGACUUUAAGAACGACUGGUGAUCCUUUCUUAUGCUUAAUGGUACACACCGAAAUGUUCGUUGGCGAUGGUUUAGCGCGUAAAGAAAGGAUCACCGGUCGUUCUUAAAGUCACUCUUAACUUACGAACAGCUUUAUGAAACGGCCCCCAGAACAAUUAAGCUAGUGUAUGCUGAUGCAUGUAUGGAAAGCCAUGAUUAUUAACUUCUAUUUAUCAAUAUCGAGGCAUUAGAAUUGCUAUUAGAAUUGGACGCUUUAGCCAGCAUAUGGCAAGCCAUUUUAACAUUUAAUCCUCUUUCUCGAUAUCAAGAAUUGCCAUUUGUUAAAAGUAUAAAAUGAAAUAUUCAUUUCAAGAUGUAGGCUUGCCAUAUGUACAUCAGCCUAUAUGCUGGCUAAAAAUCAUCCAGGUUCGUUAGCCUCUUAAAUUGAAUAUAUCGUAAGAUCUUAAUAUUGUGUUUAAGAUGAUUAUAGCAGUUGUGCAAACAAACCUGAAUUCAUGUGCCUCCCAUGUACCUUUGUCUUUCAUCAAUGAAUGUGAGGUUUGUAUGUUAUGAGUUACGUACUGUGUACAAGAGUAUAUUUAAUGAGCAAAAUAUAUGUAGAUAAAUGAUAUUUACAUUUUUAGGUCAAAUGUUGCAGCUAUUUUAGUUUGAUUUAUAUGUGACCUGUUGAUGUUUAGAUUAAUGACACAAUUCAAAUUCAUUCCAACUUCUUUCCUGAAAUAAUUUCCCAAAAUGUUAUCAUUUUUUCAGACUCAUAUACCUAGAAAUCAAUGAAUUGUAUGAUUUAAUAGUAUAUAGAUCAUUAAAAAUGCAAAUGAAGCACUACUAUGGCAGAAUUUUUCCAGUAGUGUAUAUAGUUUUAGUAUGGUGUCGUGGAUUGUGCUUUUACGUCCUGUUCGGCAAUAGGAAAAAUAGUAUUGAAAUGUAAAGUUUGAUCUUUGCCUUCUGCUAUCAGAAAUCCUAAUUAACUUUGUAAAAUUAUGAAUUGAUCUGCCAUAAGCCUGUUACCCUCAAGUGAUACAGUAAUAUAAGUUUCACUUUUGGAAAUUAACCCUAAAAGAGCCCAAUCUAUAUAAAGUAAAACAUAUUACUAACUGUUUAUAAUGUGAAAUAUAAGAGGAUUGUAUAAGAAACAAAUGGUGUGGAUCAUUUUUUCUUGACAUUUUGAAGUUAUUAUAAUUAUUUUAGUGUGACAACAAAAGUUUAAAAUGGAAUUGGAGAUGGCCUCACCAGACAGAGUGCUGUAUUUCCUUACAGUUUGACCGAAUGAGUUAAAAACAUUUUAGAAAAUAGCACAUUCUACAAAGUCCUAUUUAUGUUAAGAAGAAUGCAUGGAGGGGGGUGGUCAAAUUGUAUCAUUCUAUCUAGCUACCUAUUUUGUUAUUUACAUGUACAUUUAAUGACAGAAAUUUGAAGGAAGAGGUAUAAACUUUAAAGAUGAAUUAUAAACAGAAACUUACAUUAGUUGUACAUCCACAUAUACAGUGCAUAUCAAUAAAAAGUUAACACUUUGAAAAAGUCCUGGGAAUUAAAAAAAAUGUACAACGUAGGGACUCUUUUUUCACAUAUAUUCUUUGGUUUGGGUCUCAUCUAUCCAAUGAAUGUAAAAAUGUUGACAGAAUGUUACACUCGAGUGAGCACUGUCCAUUUUUGUAAAGCUCUCGUGAAUCAUUUUGCGCAGAAAUGCUCAUUUUCACACUGUAAGUAACAAAAGGUGAAAACAAACUGAACAAGCAGUACAUUUCUCUUACAUUUCUUUUGCAUUGUUAGCAAAAUGAAAUAAAAAAAAGAUAAAUUCAAACAUUUUGUAACAACUUUGCCACCCAAAUUAAUAUUUUAACCCGAGGUAAGCAUAACCUUUACUUUUUUGUGGAAACUGGAUCUGAGGAUGUAAUUGAAUUUAAGCAAAAAUUUAUUUCAGACAUCUCCAGCAUUCUUUCAAAAAGUUUUUGUCUCACCUGCAUAGCAGAGUGAGACUAUAGGCGCCGCUUUUCCGACGGCGGCGUCAACACCAAAUCUUAACCUGAGGUUAAGUUUUUGAAAUGACAGCAUAACUUAGAAAGUAUAUGGACCUAGUUCAUGAAACUUGGCCAUAAGGUUGAUCAAGUAUUACUUAACAUCCUGCCUGAGUUUCAUGUCACAUGACCAAGGUCAAAGGUCAUUUAGGGUCAAUGAACUUAGACCAUGUUGGGGGAAUCAACAUCAAAAUCUUAACCUAAGGUUAAGUUUUUGAAAUGUCAUCAUAACUUAGAAAAUAUAUGGACCUAGUUCAUGAAACUUAUACAUAAGGUUAAUCAAGUAUCACUGAACAUCCUGCAUGAGUUUCACGUCACAUGACCAAGGUCAAAGGUCAUUUAGGGUCAAUGAACUUUGGCCGAAUUGGGGGUAUCUGUUGAAUUCCAUCAUAACUUUGAAAGUUUAUGGAUCUGAUUCAUGAAACUUGGACAUAAUAGUAAUCAAGUAUUACUGAACAUCCUGUGCAAGUUUCAGGUCACAUGAUCAAGGUCAAAGGUCAUGUAAGGUCAAAGAACUUUGGCCACGUUGGGGGUAUUUGUUGAAUUGCCAUCAUAUCUCUAUAAGUGUAUUGGUCUAGUUCAUAAAACGUGGAAAUAAGAGUAACCAAGUAUCACUGAACAUCUUGUGCGAGUUAUAGUAGUUUUCAAAAUCAGCACUGCUGCUAUAUUGAAUCGCGUGAUGCAGGUGAGACGGCCAGAGGCAUUCCACUUGUUAUCAUUUAAAUUGGGGCCACAUUUCAUAUUUUAUUUAAUACUUGUUUCUCCACACUCUUCUCAAGCUUGAC
This is a messenger RNA of Lytechinus pictus (painted urchin), 4557 nucleotides long. RefSeq names its product spermatogenesis-associated protein 7 homolog. The transcript has 11 exons. NCBI's taxonomy places the organism in Eukaryota, Metazoa, Echinodermata, Echinoidea, Temnopleuroida, Toxopneustidae. The record is from RefSeq and is a predicted model, not a curated record. Gene Ontology annotation, cellular component: ciliary basal body; axoneme. Gene Ontology annotation, biological process: microtubule cytoskeleton organization. Bases 141 to 1511 code for a protein of 456 amino acids.